This is a messenger RNA of Hyalella azteca, 504 nucleotides long. RefSeq names its product formin-like protein 14. The record is from RefSeq and is a predicted model, not a curated record. The transcript has a single exon. NCBI's taxonomy places the organism in Eukaryota, Metazoa, Arthropoda, Malacostraca, Amphipoda, Hyalellidae. The coding region runs from base 1 to 504 and encodes 167 amino acids.
AUGUACCACCACUACUCUUUCCUCAUCCUCUCCCAGCCACAACACACCCUCAUCAUCCGCACUUAUCUCACUCAACAAAACAAUCUCCCACCCUUUCCUCACAAUCUUCUCUAUCACUCUCCUCAAACACCUCCUAUUAUGCUCUCUCAUCGACAAUCUCUGCACAUUCCACGUCACAAUCACUCUCACCCUCCCUUGCAUCCCCUCCACAACCUCAUCCUCUCCCCCUCGAUCCCUCCUCCUCCUCCUCCUCCGACCCUCGUGACGCCUCCCCCUCCUCUCUUCUCUUCGCCUCUCCCCCCCUCCCCUCCGCCCCCUCCAGUUCCUCGGCCCAGGGUGCGGGUGAAUGGACCGGAGUCCAAUCACCCUAAGGGCCGCUGCCAGCCUGUCCAAGACGGCUCGCCACCGUCCGGCAGGCACCGAUGCGGGCCCCCGAGGGGCCCUCGCCUCGAAAGUUUUUAUAGAGGGGUCCGGGGCGGCUACUCCCUUCUUCCUCUGUUGUGA